Molecule: messenger RNA, 9411 nt
Organism: Delphinapterus leucas (beluga whale)
Lineage: Eukaryota; Metazoa; Chordata; Mammalia; Artiodactyla; Monodontidae
Source: RefSeq, a predicted model, not a curated record
ACACCAACAAGUGAACAAAAUGAAACAAACCCAAAAAAAUAAUAAUCGUAAUAAGAAUAUUUUCCUCGGGCCUGCUCUGUCAGUGUCCUUGCUCCCUCAGUGAACCAGAGCCAGUCCCCACUUCCCCUGGAGGCCUUCCAGUACUUCUAGGUUGGUCUCUGGACCUGCUGUGGACUCUGUGGGGCCAGCUCAGACCCUGACCUGACCUAACUCGCCCAUGUUCUUGCCCCCAGAGUCCACUGCUGCGAAGGCCAGACCAGUCUCAGUUGUGGGAACACUCAUUGUCCAUUCAGGUAUUCCACAGAUGUGGGAUUUACCAAGCCGAUCUUGGGGAUUUAAUCCAUGGCCUGUGCAGCUGCACAGAAAGAUUUCCAUUCCUCUUCCUCAGUCGCACCGCCCCUGGGGCUCAGCUUUGGUUUUGGCCCCGCAUCCACCUGUGCGCCAUCCUUAGGCAUCUGUUCCUUGCGCAGCUGAGAGGGAGCAAAAGCAGUGGCUGCUUGGGGCUGGGGUGGGGUACAGAGGGCACAGUUGGGGUGUGUGUGAGUUGCCUGCAGCAGCAGGGACCAGCAGGCCAUUGCAACAGACUGUGGCAUGCUCGCUGUGCCAGGAGUACCUCCCAGAGAUGGUGGAGGCAGGAGCUGGCAUGCGGGGGCAGGGGCAACCCCCCACCACUCACCACUCAACAAUGACGCCUCACUUUCCAGGCAGAUGACGCUUCCCCUAGGGGCAUUUGGAGCCACGCAUCCCCUGACACCCGUCCCCUCUGCUGUUCUGCGCAGCCAACAGAGCUCCUCUCCCUGAUCUGCUCUCCCAACCCCACACUUUAGCAUUCAGCGCCUGCCAGCAUCAGUACACUUCCGUCCCAGGCAGGGGAGCCCAGGGCUGAUUCCCAAGGAGGCUUUGGGAUGGGUGGCGCUCAGGCCCCUUGAGCCCAGGUGGGCGUAGGAGACCCUGACCCGAGGGGCAGGCAAGCCCACUCAGAUGGGAGCCCCUCCCAGUGCCUGUGGAGGCGCAAGAAGCCAGCAGGUGGGGAGACGGGUUGUAAUGGCGUCCCCGCCCCUUGCGUGCCACUCAACAAUGACGCCUUGCGUCUAUGGCGUCCUGCACUUUUCCCGCAGACUUUCCUGGUUGUGUAGCUCCUUACUCCUGGCCCUUCAGGCUGUCUUUUCACAGCCAACAGCUGUCCCCUCCUGGGUCCGCACUCCAAAUCCCACUUUCCAGCACCAAGCCCUGCCCUCCACAACUGGCAACUCAGGACUCAGGCUGGAAUGUGCAGAGCUGCAAUGUAGACCACUUGUGUAGUUCUUACCUUGUCCUGCCUUCUGCAGACUGUCUGCUGCAUUCUCCUUUGAUCCCCCAAAGGUCCUUUUCUGUCACAGCUAAUUUCCCCACCGAGAGGGAGUUUUUCUGAGUGCGGGGACCUCCUCUCACCUUCAGCUUCCCGCCAGGGGUGCUGAUCCCUGUUUUGCUUCCUCUUUUCUUUUUAUCUUCUUUCUUUCCUCCUACAGGUUAUGAGGGGAUUUUUCUUGUCCUUUUAGGUGUCCGAAGUCUUCCGCUAAUGUUUAGCAGGUGCUCUAUGAGAAUUGUUCCAUUUGUAGAUGUAUUCUUGAUGUAUAUGUGAGGAGAGACGAAUUCCGCGUCCUUCUAUUCUGCCAUCUUGAGUCCCCCCGCUCACCUUGCUUUAUGUAGUUUUCUACUUGAAAAUCCACCCAGAGAAUUGACAGUUGAAUCAUUUCAGUGUAUUUUGAGGUAGUUUCAGUGAACUAAAUUGUUGUGGUGUGUGAUGUUAACUCUUUCACUGUGAGGUGGGAGGCAUCUUUCCUUACUGGACAGUUAUCACAGUUCUCCUGGGUUUCUCACUUUACUUCCUAGACCCAGAGAGGGACUUCCCAGUAACUGGUCUCUGGAUCUUGUCUCCUGCCUUUGCUUUUUGUCUCCUUGACUAAUGUGGUUUUUGGGGACCUAUACCUGCCCUUCUGGUGACAGUGCCUUUACACACUGAUGCCUGGUCAAUGCUCAGUUACUAGGCUACAUGUAGAGUGGGAAAAACUAUAAAAUUGGCACCAUCUAGCGGGCCUGGCCCUCUCUGCCUGACUUGUACAUUAUUCUUAGAUCUUCUCUGUUGAUCUAAUUACAUUCAAAAAGUACUUUUUGGAGCCUCCGACAGAGAAAUGAAACUCCUCACAUAGUCCUGAACAAAGCUGUGUCCUCCAUCUGGGGCAUGAGCAGCUUUGGGAGAGAUGCAUUUGGAGAGAUGAGGAAGCAGGGAUCACCUUCCUGGUUAACGAGAUAACUGAUCAAUAGGAUGGUGUAAAUCAAAACCAGAUCUCCCUCUCAUCCAGGUGUUUUUAUGCACUUACCAUCCUCAGAGUACUGUGCAUAGCUCAGGCAUUAGCACAUUGUUUGGCUAAAUGGUAUCUGUAAUGUCCGUUCAGAGACAUUUCCGUAUCUCCUGGGUCGGAGCUAUGACAUGAAACUGCAGCCGGCUUUAUAAAGCAGCCAAUGUAUCUGAAUGGAAAGACACUAAGUUCAGAGAGGAGGGAGAUCACUGUAGUCCUGAGUGUAUUGGCCAAGCUUUUCAAAGAGAUGAAACUUGAACCAAGACCUACAAGGACGUUUAUCAUUAACUUUGCCUGCACUGUUUUCUGCUUCUUACCAUUAGUGAUCCUGGCAGUUGGUUUUGACAUCUUAGGAUAGAAGCUACUUAAGGAGAGCUUAAUUUCACAAAUCCUGAUGCUUUGUGUAUUUCAGCUUAAAACUUAACUUUCUCUUAAUUCCAAAGAUCCUAAUAAUAGAAAACCGUUAACUUCUCUUUGGGCAAGUGUAGCUGUCCUGCUCUCCUGACAGUUUCUCUUCUCCUCCAUUUAGGUUAUAAAUACAUGGGGCCUGGGACCAUGUGUUUCUUAUCCUUACUUUAUAAUUCCCUAUGGAUAAGACUGGCCUGAUUCUUACAUUGUAAUCUAAUCACUUACUAAGAGGUCUCGGGGUUUGUUGAAGGUGAUGGAUUAGCCUCUCAAGCGCCCCAGCCCAAACAGUGCUGGUUGUCUUGGGCAUUCCCAUCACCUGCCUUCCCUGAUCCCUAUUUCUGUUCCAACCAAAUAUGUUCCUGCUUUUUUCCCCUGAUCACCCCAUUUCUAUAGCACAUUAAAUAUACUUUUAAGGAGGUGUCAAGACUUCUUUUAAGAAUAUGGGGUUUUAUUCGCAAUAACACAUAUACAUAAACCAGGAGAUAGGCACAGUGGCAGAUGAGAUCCGACCAAGCACAGAGACAACGUUAAUUGAGAGUAUCCAAGUUAAUUUAAAACCCAUCAAGUUCAUAUACCCUUACUUUUUAACUUAGUAAAUGUUUUAAGCUACUGUGUUUUAUCUCAGUUAACAUAAUGAAGCUUUCCUCACUUUUUCCAAUUCACUAAAAACAUUUUUACUUACCUAUUGCUUUUAGACAACUUAUGAAGCAUUUCUCUGUGGUUUUCUUUUGCAAAUGGGCUGGUUUCACUAUGUGGGCCUUAACUUAUAAAUUGUUGUCUCUUAUUCUCUUUGUGAUCCACCUUUCAUUGUGUUUAGCAGGCGCUGGUUGCUUUGUAAUAUUGAAAAAACAACAUGUAGGUAUACUUGGAAAGAAUAGAGAGCAGUGAAAUUUUGUAUAUUGCAAACUGUUUUUCAUAGACUAUCAUCUUAAAACAUAACCCAAGGCAAAUGUGGAAGUCUUCUCACCAUUAAUGCUGCAGAGAUUCAUUUAUUUAACAUUAAACAGAUAUCUCUUGACUUCCCACUUUGUGCCAGGUAUAGUUCCAAGUGCUGAAAAUCUAGCAGUAAGCCAGACAGACAAGGACCUUGCUCUUUACAAGCAUACAUUCUAGCCAGGUUUGCAGUGGAGAUGCAGGCAUUAAACAAAUAAUCAAAUACAUAGCCUGUAGAGAUGGCAGUGAUUUCUUGAUUCUUUUUCCCUCUACCAUGGCUUCAAGGCCAUUUCUACAACCUUAUUUUCUAUAGUGUUGAGUUGAAUUUAGUCUCAUAGUACUACUACCCCCAUCUACAUAAGGGCCUGUUCUAGUACAGGAGAGAAAGUACGGAGAGGCACCUGGUAGGGUCAAGUUUCUCAUUGUUAAACUGAAACUAAAUGUACUUCACUCUCAGGACUGUAGAGGUGAGGAUUCAUUCACUCAUUCAGCAAACAUUUAUUGAGCAGUGUAUCACUCAGGGUUCUAUUAUGUUCCAGGCUAUAUAACAUCUACAGGCAUGCCCUUAAGUACCUAGCUGGAAAGACAAAGACAUAAAAUAAAUAAUUACUGAUAAAUGUUACAGUAAAAACAUAUAUCAAGUACAAGGAGGGGGCCACAAAAGCAUUAAUUAACUCUGCCUGGGGGAAGGUCUCACCAUAAAGUGUCCUCUAAACUGUGACUUAAAGGUAACUGGAAAUACAGCACACUUCAUUUACUCAGGAAAGUUUACUGAGCCAAGCACAGUUGUGGGCCCUGUAGACACAGCGGUGAACUAGGCAAAAUCCCUGCUCUCUUGGCAGCACAGAGACAAACAAUAAACAGAGAGAUAAAUAAUUAUAUAUUAGGUGGCAGUACCUAUUAAUAUAAAAAAAAGAGUAGGUUAAUAAAGGGAACAGAGAGUGACAAGGGUUGCUGUUUUAGAAAGAGUGGUCAAGGAAAGCUUCUCUGUCGAAGUGACAUUUGAGCAGAAUCUUGAAUGAUAUGAGAGAAUGAGACCAACAAGCAGGGGAAGCUGUUUCUGAUAGAAGGAGCAGCAUGAAGAAAAGCAUAAUAGCCACGAAAAUUGUGGCAUCUUUAUUACAAAGUGAAGUAUUCCCACUGAGCAUGGAUGGAGUAAGCUGGGGGUGCAGAGAGCUUGGGGAAGUGUGGUAGACGAGGCUGGGAAAGGAAGGAAGAGGGGGCCAGAUGGUGAAAAACACUGUGUUCCAUACUCAGGAUUUGGAAUGCCCACCUUGUUGAUUGGGGAAAGAGGGGCUAGAUUUUGAAAAAAAUUAAGAGAAAAAUGACAUGGUUAGAUUUUUUUUUUCAUUCGGUUGGGUUUGGUUAGGUUUGUUUUGGUUUGGUUUGGUUUGGGGAAAAUUACCUCUAGCACAGGUAUGAAAGAUAAACUUGAAAGGAGACGCAGAAGAAACCAAUUGUAAGGUUAUUAUGAUAAUGCAAGUGAGAAAUUAUUUGGCCUAAAUUAAAACAGUAAGAUGAGGCUAGAGAGGAGACCGUAGAGCUCAGCUGUUUUAGGAGACCCACAACGGAAGAUUUGAUGCCCUGCGGAGCAUGGGAAAGGUCAGGAACAAUUCCUGUGUUUCAGUUUGGGUGACUGAGUGGGUGAUAAUGCCAUCAACCAGCUCAGGGAGCCCUAGAGGAGCAGCGGGCUUAGAAAUGCAUAUAAUGAAUUUGAUUUGGGGCAAUGGGAAAUACAGACUGGAAAUUAAAAGAAAAGUCAAGGCUGAAAUACAGAUUUGACUGUUACCAGCGUUUCAUGGAAUUUAAAACAGAGGCGCAAGAAGAGUAGUCAGCAUUGUCAGAUACUGCAGAGAAGUUUAAUAAGAUGAAGACUUUUAAAAGGCUGCCAGAUUUGACAGUUGGAAGGUCACCAAUGACUUCAUCAAGAGCAAUUUCAGUAGAUGUGGGUAGAGUAGAGCCUCAUCAUGGUUGAGUUGGAGAGUGAAAGGGCAAGAGGCUGGGAUUAUCCAGCCAGGAUCGCUGUCCUCUCUUCUUUCCUAAAGCUCCUCCUUGGAAGCUUUGAACCAGAGGUCUGAUCUUCUCUUCCCCUUCCCUCCUUAGCUUUCUCCACCCAGGGCCUAGGACUGGUUACCCGAGCUGGGGACAUGAUGGAGGGACAAAUAUUCUAAGAUCCUUGGGUCUCUGAUGGGAGAGAUGUCAGGGAUAGAGGAGCCUGAUGUUGGUGAGUAAGGUAUUGCAAGGAGUGUCCUCCGUAGGGAACAGCAGGUAGGGCCAGUCCAGAGACCUGUCUCCAGAGGGGAGAAAGAUGAAACACAUAGACCUCUGUUGUAUGUGCAAACUCUGGACCAGGAAGCUGAGGUAGGAUGGGGAGCAAAGGACUUGAAGGACUGGUGGGGCAAACAUGGAAUUAGUCAGGAAACCUGGCCCCAGUGAGAGUGGAAUCUGACGGAGUGCGGGGGUGAGGGACAGAAUCUGACAGUAAACUGAUGUUAACUAGAAAUUCAGGCAGGGAUGCUUAGGUUUCCUAGGGCACAGGGACUGAAGAUGUGCAGUGGAAAGACGUUGGCAGUACUUGUGACCAUGAAGAUAGCAGUGAGGGGACAGUUAAUGAAUUAAGGGGUAGCAUAAAGAAAAAAAACCUGGCAUAGAGAUAUUUAACAAAUAUUUGUGAAGCCUGAAGCGGUCAUUCACAUUACGUGGAGGAAAGAGAUUAGAUACCAGAGUUCAGAAGAGCUGAAAGGAAACACCUAGGUUCUCUUCAGGGAGAGGAUGGACUCAGUGACUAAGGGAUCCCAGACAGCUUGGAGCUGCAAAGCCCAAGAGAGAAACUUGCACUUCCGAAGGAGUUGGAAGCAAAGUUCAGGGUAGGGGAGCCCCUCCCUUAACCCUGGGGACCAGGCAGUUAUCAGUAGGAUCUACCAGAUUUCCCCCGCCAGCUCCCAUACACACCCUCGGCCUCAGUUUCUCCCGCCUGCACCGCCACCUCAGCCCACUGGGGGGCGGGGCUCGAGGGCGAGGCUGGUGGCUGUUCUGAAGCCUCGAGAGCCGUCCGUUCCUACCAGACUCCCUGCUCUGAGCGGUCUUACCCCAUGGCCGGACACAGCCCCUCAAACUUCCCCGUGUCGGGCACUGGUGGGGACAGGCCCGCAGGGCCAGUGCCGGUGGGGGUUGACACUCCAAUCGAGUUGAGCGCCCAGGCGGCCCCCGGCAGGCUGAUGGUCCGGCCAGAGGUCAGGCCGGGGAUGUGCCCAGACCCUGAGGUGUGGGCACUGUCCCCAGGUCCCCCGCCGUGCGAAUUCCAGGAUCGGAUGAUGCCUUGCCGGCCCCGGGUCGGAGCUGGCGAGGCGAGCGCUUGGUUCCCAAGACCCUCUGAGGUCGCCUUCCCCGGGCCCUGCAUCAUCCUGCCGUGCAUCCCGACGCUGGCGCUGCCAGAAGACGUCUCUGCCGUACAGGAGAUGGAGCAGUUGGCCAAGGAGCUGAGGCAGGAGAGGAUGACCCUGGGGUACUCUCAGGCCGACGUGGGGUUGCUCAUGGGGGCUCGUUUUGGAAGGGCGCUGAGCCAGACGACCAUCUGCCGCUUCGAGGCCCAGCAGUUGAGCCUCACCAACAUGUGGAAGCUGCGACUGCUGCUGAAGAUGUGGCUGGAGCAAGUGGACAUGGAGAACCUUCUGGGCUUAUGCAAAAUGGAGACGAUCCUGCAGCAGGCUGGGAAGCGCAGACGGGCAUACAGGGAGAGACACAUCGGAAACAGCCUGGAGAAGCUCUUCCUGCAGUGCCAGAAGCCCACACCCCAGCAGAUCAGCUGCAUCGCUGGGCAGCUCCAGCUGCAGAAGGACUUCGUCCAAGUUUGGUUCCAUAACUGGAGCAAGAUGGGCAGUCGGCCAAGCAAUGAUUUCUCCCCACUGGCGGAGGUGGGGACUGUCUGACCUCCUCUCCCAAGAGGACCAGUGUGCUUUCCCCUGACAUCGGGACUCCAUUUCUGUGUCCCCCAUUAUGGGGGACCCUACUGUACACCGUUGUACCCCUGCCUCUUUCACUGCUGGAGGAACCCUCCUCUCUGCCCUGGCCACCACCCUGAGCCUCCCCAGGCUUUCCAGCUGAGGGGCCUGCCUUUCUGGGGAGGGCCAAUCCGGGGAAACGGGCCCCUGGGGUUCACUUAAAGGCUUUUAGCAUUAAGUCCUCCAUUAGUUGUCUAAAGAAGUUAAGAAUACGUAAGGGAGAGGGAUGGGAGCUGUUUAGAAAAAUUUGGGGAGGGAGGUUGAAGCUUACGGCUGUGUUGUUUUUCCCUUUGUUUUUCCUUAGCAUUGGCUUUAAGGUACAUUCCAAAACGUAGAUGGUUUUAGAUAUUUUGUUUCUCUCUGUUUAUUAAUUGAAAAGUAAUUGUGUCUCUUAUUCCACGUGGUUAUCAGUAAACAGGGAUAUUCUUAUGAACACAAUACUGAGUGAAAAACUCAGGUCACAGAAGACUAUGUCAGUGUAUUAUUUCUAUCAAAACCAAGCAGAACUUUGUGUGAACACAGAGUCCAAGAUAAUCGUUGCCUCCAGGGGAAGGUUUGACGAUGGGACAGGAAAAGAGUACAUAGAGCCUACCCAGAGCCCUUGUUGAAACACAAGAGUUUGCCGGUUCUCCCCCUUUUCUUGAAAGAUGUGUUUUUUUCUAAUUCACUUUUCAGCUCUGUUUGGUUUAUUCCCUGGGAAUUUCCCUUACUUUCUUUUGAGCUCAGAAAUGCUUUGUAGAGGAUAUUUGUGAUAGUUGAUCCAACUAUCCAACUCCCUGGUGGCUUUUGCAGUGGUGCAUCUUAAAUCACUUUUCCAAUCUCUUCCAUGAAAUUGGUCUUUUCCAGUUUUCUACUUCUACAUUGGUCAAUAUGGGUCAUCGUAUACUAGACAGAAGUCAUUAAUCCCUCUGUGUUUUCACACCUGUUGCCGUACACCUCCAUGUAAUAUUUAUGGUUUUAUAAUUCUGUCACCAUAUAUUAUACCUGAGUUUAUGUAUUCUUUUUGCUUACUAAUCUUGUCCAUUUUUUUCUCUACUUUUUUCCUUAAUCAGUCUUACAAAGAAUUUAUCUACAGGUAUUUUCAAAUAACAAGUUUUUUAUUUUUAAUCCUAUUUACUGUUUUUAUUUCCUAAUUAUUUAAUUUUAGGUUUAUUUUUAUUAAUUGCUUUUUUCUAGUUUCUUCCAAUAUGUAUUUCUUCCUCUUGUCAAUGUCUGAAAAUAGAGCACUGUCAAGACACGUAGGUUAGUGAAAAUGGAGCCAAACUUCAAAAAACCAAGAGUAUGUUGUCAGUGGUUAGCAGUGUCAUAUGUCAGAGAUCUAAUAACAUAAAUCAAGUAAGCUACAUCAUUUCAUUAACAAAGAUGUUACGGGUACAUGUCUUAGAACAAUUUCAGGGGAGGAGUUAGUAGAGGCAGGUUCCAAACAACAGUCCAAAGUCUUCAUAUUUGCCAGAUUUUCCCCUACCUCAGUUAAAAACAUAAAUUCCAACCACUCACUCAAUGAGAUCUUUGCCAUCAUUCUGAAAAUUUCUGUAUCAAAUGUUUCCUUUAUCUUGUAUUUCCUUUUGACAAGGCAGGUAUUCUUAACCUGAAGAUGCCAAACCUCUUUGAGGUAUAAGCAGAAUAGCGUUUUUGUACAUAUGUGCAUUUUCUUCAAAGAUGGUGAUGGUAGCCUUCAUCACAUUUCAAUGGGGACCAUGACUGUGUAGAUCUACGAUUUUAGAAUUUAA